AUGUAUCACCAGCAGUGCGAGCUCCUGAUGCCCCAUGAGGGCCUGGACAUGGACGCCGGCCAGUCACACCACCUUGCCGCCGGCUCAGCCGUCCCCGCAGAGCUCAACUUCCACCUCCUGUCCUACGUCGACACGGCCGUCUCCCCGCAGCAGCCCACCGUUGAGUAUUUCUUCGGCGGCGCAGACCAGCCCCAUGCGCAGUUCGAGCAGCUGGCCGCCAACCACCAGGCGAUGACCGUGCUGCGGGACUACUACGGCCAGUACCACCCCGCCACCGCCGACGCGUAUCUACCCGGCGGCGGUCCGAGGACCGGUUCGUCGUCCCUGGUGUUCGGUGCUGCCGAAGAGGAGUCGGCCUACAUGGUAGGCGGCUUUCAGUGCUCCCCCAAGCAGCGGGCGAGCGGCAGCAGGAAGCGGGGCCGUGGCGCCGGCAGCAGCUUCCACGGCUUUCCGGCCAACGGCAGCGUCGAGAAGAAGGAGAAGCAGCGCCGGCAGCGCCUCAGCGAGAAGUUCACCGCUCUCAUGCUUCUCAUCCCCAACCGUACCAAGGAGGAUAGGGCCACGGUGAUCUAUGACGCGAUCGAGUACAUCCAGGAGCUUGGGAGGACGGUGGAGGAACUGACGCUGCUGGUGGAGAAGAAGAGGGGCCGGCGGGAGCACCAGGGGGACGUGGUGGAUCCGGCGCCCACGCUGGUGGCCGGAGAUGGGGAGUGCUCUGCAGGCGAGGUGGCGGCCGCGGUGAUGCCAGCGAUGCCGGCGCCGCCGCAGCCGAUCCGGAGCACGUACAUCCAGCGGAGGAGCAAGGAGACGUUCGUGGACGUGCGGAUCGUGGAGGACGAGGUGAACAUCAAGCUCACCAAGCGCCGCCGCGACGGGUGCCUCGCCGCCGCGUCCCGGGCUCUGGACGACCUCCACCUAGACCUCGUCCACCUCUCCGGCGGCAAGAUCGGCGACUGCCACAUCUACAUGUUCAACACCAAGAUUCAUCCUGGGUCUCCAGUUUUUGCAAGCGCAGUGGCCAGCAAGCUGAUCGAAGUGGUGGAUGAGUACUAG
Messenger RNA from Triticum turgidum subsp. durum (durum wheat), 1053 nucleotides. The record is from the annotation of a GenBank genome assembly. NCBI's taxonomy places the organism in Eukaryota, Viridiplantae, Streptophyta, Magnoliopsida, Poales, Poaceae.